This is a messenger RNA of Funneliformis mosseae, 432 nucleotides long. Lineage: Eukaryota; Fungi; Glomeromycota; Glomeromycetes; Glomerales; Glomeraceae. The record is from the annotation of a GenBank genome assembly.
AUGACUAGCACUGAACUUGUAACCCUCCCAGAACAAACAUCUGUUGGGGCAUCUCCCGUGAAAUCAUCUAUGGUGGACAAACAGGUUCCGGCUUCUGAAUCAUAUGAGAACGCAGAUACGGAGUGUCGAAAAAUUCCUUAUAAUCAAAAAGUGGAUCAAAAUUUGAGACGGGAGCUAUCCUCUUGCACUAAAGGUGGUGAUGGUAAGGUCAAUAAGGCGUUUAAUAUUCAGAUUCCUGAACUCUCUUUAGAAGCAAUUCUGACAGGAUCUAGUGAAGUUACGGCACAGAAUAUAGUUGAUCUAUUUAGAGUAGCAAUGAAGCUUAGACGUAAGGAGAUUUUAUGCUGGUAUUGUUACUAUAAAGCAUAUGAGGAUCGAGUCAGGGACGUUAAGUCUAAGAAUGGUGUUGAUGACAAAUCAGCAAGAACAUUG